Messenger RNA from Drosophila melanogaster (fruit fly), 1249 nucleotides. It is a transcript of the gene Nup35, whose product is annotated as nucleoporin 35kDa. NCBI's taxonomy places the organism in Eukaryota, Metazoa, Arthropoda, Insecta, Diptera, Drosophilidae. Gene Ontology annotation, cellular component: nuclear membrane; nuclear pore. Gene Ontology annotation, biological process: nucleocytoplasmic transport. The coding region runs from base 125 to 1120 and encodes 331 amino acids. The transcript has 2 exons. The record is from RefSeq and is marked reviewed. Gene Ontology annotation, molecular function: structural constituent of nuclear pore; nucleic acid binding.
UCUAGCAUUUCGACCCCAGCCCAGCCUGGUCGCACUAACCGAUUACAGCUGUGGCGUCCUUGUUAAUGCAACGCUUUUUCGUUUUUCGCCGUUAUAAUUAUUAUAAUUAAUAUUCGCAUUCGAUAUGGAGCCAAUGAAUCUGGGCAGCCCGGUCAACAGUCCUGGCUCCAACCAGACCCAGUAUCUGCCACCUUUUCUGCUCGGCGAUCCGCAAGGUAUAACGCCGCACAAGAACACGCUGUCCCCGAAAACCGGGCGCUCUAAUAUAAGUUUCGCCACCUCGCCCGGCGGCAGCAGUCCGCACGAGCUCAACCGCUCCGCUCUGAGCACACGCACUCUGUUCGCCGCCCAAGGAGGCGCCCACACGGCUGUGGGCGCCAACAGCUCAACGACCGCGCACGGCCAGACGCACAGCCACCACCAGACGGGACCGCCCACCCAGGGACUCUUCGACUCGCUGCGCGAACAGUCCGUCACCCCGAAGAAGAAGAACCAUCUUGGCAUGCUGCAGUUGCAGUCACCGAACCAGAGCUACCAGAGCAGCUAUCACACGAAUGACUCGUUCGCACCCGGGGCGCCCAAUGCCAUCAAUGCCUCGAUGCGAGCACUGUGCUCGCCACUUGGAGCCACUGCCUCGCCAGCUGGAGGCCUGGGCACAUCCGUGACGACGGGCGGCAACUCGCGCCUAUCCGACUUUUGGGUUACCAUCUUCGGGUUCCCGCCGGGGGCCGGCUCCAUGGUGCUGCAGCACUUCACCGUCUGCGGCACCAUUGUGGACGUGGUGCAUGCCCCGCAGAACGGCAACUGGAUGUAUGUGCGCUACUCCUCGCGCAUCGAGAGCGACAAGGCGCUGAACUACAACGAAAAAAUCAUCGCCGGCAAUGUGAUGGUGGGCGUGUCGCGCUGCACGGAUAGGUCGGUGAUCGAUAAGGAGAACAUCGGCUCUGUGCCCAAUGCAGAGAUAGGAGAUCCCCCCACCAGCCCCAGUGCGAUUCGACCGUUUUCCCAGCAGUCGUACAAGCUGGCCCGCAAAGAUAACAUCAUAUCGCCGCAGAAGGAUGUGCCGCAAAAGAGCUCCGGUCUGAUGGACAAGGCCAUGGACCUGAUAUUCGGCUGGUAAGAAGGGCUGAUGGCAAGUCGGAUGGAUGGAUAGAUGGAGUGAUGGAGUUUCCGGCUACUUAUUUAAUAAUUCACUGCCUACAUCCAGCAUACAUACAUAUACAUACUUAUUAAAUGGAGAUAUAUUAGC